Macroventuria anomochaeta is the source of this 860-nucleotide messenger RNA. RefSeq lists its product as uncharacterized. The transcript has 2 exons. The record is from RefSeq and is a predicted model, not a curated record. NCBI's taxonomy places the organism in Eukaryota, Fungi, Ascomycota, Dothideomycetes, Pleosporales, Didymellaceae. The coding region runs from base 16 to 858 and encodes 280 amino acids.
CGAAUCCUCAACACCAUGGUCACCGACAACGAGGCGAUGAGAAGUGAUUUUGAGAAGCCGGGCGCGAAAUCGCAGGUCCGGCAACGGCUUGAUGCUGAGAUCGAUGCAAAAUGGGCGGAUCUGAUCCUUUUGGGCUGCUUCUUCUGUUCAGGCCUUAUCGACAGCAUGGCAUUCAAUAUGUAUGCAUGCUUUGUUAGUAUGCAGACAGGCAACACGAUCUUCGUCGGACUGGGAGUCAAUGGACAACCUGACUCAGCGCCUCGAUACUCCUGGGCGAAGUCUUUAGCAGCAAUCGUGUGCUUUGCACUUGGCGCACUGUUCUUCUCGACUCUCCAUCGAUUCUUUGGCCCUCAAAAGCGAUGGGUAUUGAUCUCGUCUUUCGCCAUACAGGCUCUCCUUAUCGCCAUCGUCGCCAUCAUCACCACGAUUCCAGUCAUUCCGAACCACCCACCUGUUGUGGUCACUCGCAAUGAUACUAAGUUCCUGACAUUCACCAUGCCGAGCACAUUCCCCGGAUCCGACUUCGCCGCUAUUACUAUCCUGGCCUUCCAGAGUGCUGGUCAAAUUGUGGCCAGUCGCACGCUGAAAUACAAUGCGAUGCCAACCGUGGUUUUGACAAGCUUGUACUGCGAUCUGAUGAGCGAUGCACAGCUGUUUACGGCACCAUUGGGUCAGAACGCUGACAGGAACCGUCGCUUCCUUGGAGCAGUACUCCUCUUAUGCGGUGCGAUAUCAGGUGCUUUCCUGACAAAGUCUGAUGCUGGGUUCAAGGGCGGCCUGUGGAUUGCAGUCGGCAUCAAAGUCAUAAUGACUAUAGCCUGGUUCUUCUGGAAGCAGAAGAAGGUUGUUGCGAAGUAGAG